AUGGGAAAUGAUGAAGUUGUACUUACUGACAGCACGAAGAAAAUUAAAGCUAUAAUCUUAAUUGGUGGUCCAUGUAAAGGGACUCGCUUUAGGCCACUUUCAUUGGAGUUGCCUAAACCACUUUUUCCAAUAGCUGGAUUUCCAGUUGUUUACCAUCACAUCGAAGCCUUUUCCAAGUUACCGGGAUUGAGGGAAAUCAUUCUUUUGGGAUUUUACCAACCAAAUGAGGCUCUCAACCAGCUUAUUUCGAAUGCGCAGCACGAGUUUAAGGUUUCUGUUAGAUAUUUACAGGAGUUCACAUCACUAGGAACAGCUGGUGGUAUAUAUCAAUUCCGUGACCAAUUAUUAUCUGGAUCUCCGGAUUUGUUGUUCGUGAUGAAUGGUGAUGUAUGCUGUGAUUUACCUCUUGAGGAAAUGCUCGAGUUUCACAAAUGUUUGGGUACUGGGGAUCGGUUUCUAAUUAUGGCGACUGAUGCGACACGUCAACAGUCUAUGAAGUUCGGUUGUAUUGUUGAAGACCCCAACACCCAUGAAGUUAUGCAUUAUGUCGAGAAGCCAGCAACGUUCGUCAGCACAACAAUAAAUUGUGGUCUUUACCUAUUUACUCCUGGGAUAUUUAAAUUUAUUCGUAUAGCUUUUCUUGAACAUCAGAAUCAACUAAACUACGAUUUAAGACCUUCAUGCAAAGAAACUAUUCAUUUAGAACGAGAAAUAUGUCAACCGUUAGCUGGAAGUGGGACUUUAUUUGUUUAUCAUACCAAUCGGUUUUGGAGUCAAAUCAAAUUUGCUGGUGCUGUAAUCUACGCUAAUCGUCAUAUAUUGUCACUUUAUGAAAGAACCCAUCCUCAUAGACUUGCUAAAAUGUCAAUACCAAGUUCAUCAAACCUACAAAUGUUAGAUGAUCCCAUUAAUUCAUCAUUAGUUGUGAUGAAUGGCAAUUGCCAACCGUCGAUUUGUGGACCGAUCAUAAUUGGUCAUGUAUUCAUACAUCCAACUGCUUCAAUCGACCGAACAGCUGUUAUAGGACCCAACGUAAGUAUAGGUGAACGAGCUGUAAUACAAGCAGGUGUACGUCUACGAGAAUGCAUUGUACUCAGGGAUGUUGAGAUUCGUGCACACGCUUGUUGCCUGAAUGCAGUAAUUGGAUGGAAUACAGUUAUUGGGGAAUGGGCUCGUGUCGAAGGUACACCCAAUGAUCCUAAUCCUAAUAAGCAAUUUACCAAACUUGAAGUUUUACCUGUUUUCAAUGUCAAAGGUCAACUAAAUCCAUCCAUUACUGUGAUUGGCUCCAAUGUGGAAAUUCCUCCUGAAGUUAUUGUUCUGAACUGUAUAGUUCUACCACAUAAAGAAUUAUCACAAAGCGCCAGAAAUCAAAUUAUUUUAUGAUAUACAUGUCAUCAAUUUAUAUUAGUGCACAAAUGUAUGUGUGUACGGGAUACAAUAUUGUGUAUACAAUUAAAGCAACUACCAACUAAUUUAUCUCAACUGUUUAUUUUCAUAUGUAUCUAUUAGGCGGUUUGGUUAAUGUUUGAAAAAAAAUUUAGGAAAGUAUGUACAUUUUUACUUGAUACUUAUUUCUCGAAAAAAAAACUAUAUUCGUGAC
Molecule: messenger RNA, 1603 nt
Organism: Schistosoma guineensis
Lineage: Eukaryota; Metazoa; Platyhelminthes; Trematoda; Strigeidida; Schistosomatidae
Source: the annotation of a GenBank genome assembly